UUACGAGCAGGAGCGGCGGCCUGCAGUGCGCAGGCCCUACGACGUGGACGGCCGGCGCGAUGAUGGCUACUGGCCAGAAGCCAAGCGGGCUGCACUGGAUGACCGCUACCACUCGGAUUUCGGACGCCAGGACCGCUUCCAUGACUUUGACCACAGAGACCGGGGCCGCUACCCCAACCACUCCGUGGACAGGAGAGAAGGUUCAAGGUCGAUGAUGGGAGACAGAGAAGGACAGCAUUACCCUGAGCGCCAUGGAGGACCUGAGCGCCACGGCCGGGACUCCAGAGACGGCUGGGGCUAUGGCUCCAACAAGAGAAUGAGUGAAGGCCGAGGGCUGCCCCCUCCUCCCAGGCGUGACUGGGGGGAGCACAGCCGGAGACUUGAGGAUGACCGGGCAUGGCAGGGCGCUGCCGACGGCGGCAUGAUGGAGCGUGAGCACAAGAGGUGGCAAGGUGGUGAGAGGAGCAUGUCUGGACACUCGGGUCCUGGCCACAUGAUGAACCGUGGUGGCAUGUCGGGGCGUGGCAGUUUCGCUCCGGGUGGAGCCUCGCGGGGCCAUGUGAUUCCACGUGGAGGGAUGCAGGGAGGCUUUGGAGGACAGAGCCGGGGCAGCAGACCCAGUGACGCCCGCUUCACCCGCCGCUACUGAGCACCUGCGCCACCCAGCAGUGACCUCCGUGUCCUGUCAGGACUUCUCCCACCAUUGUACAAAGGAUUUUUUUUUUUUAAUCUGCUGCCAUAUUGUAGCUUGUUACAAUGUGAAUUUGUUUUCAUUUUGGUUUUUGUUGCUGUUUUUUGUAAUAAAGGUGUUUCUGUUCAUGUGCUCUUUACUUCA
Molecule: messenger RNA, 835 nt
Organism: Onychomys torridus (southern grasshopper mouse)
Lineage: Eukaryota; Metazoa; Chordata; Mammalia; Rodentia; Cricetidae
Product: scaffold attachment factor B1-like
Exons: 7
Coding region: 212-649 (145 amino acids)
Biological process (GO): regulation of mRNA processing; regulation of transcription by RNA polymerase II
Cellular component (GO): nucleus
Molecular function (GO): sequence-specific DNA binding
Source: RefSeq, a predicted model, not a curated record